Molecule: messenger RNA, 2577 nt
Organism: Diachasmimorpha longicaudata
Lineage: Eukaryota; Metazoa; Arthropoda; Insecta; Hymenoptera; Braconidae
Exons: 5
Coding region: 221-2212 (663 amino acids)
Biological process (GO): mitophagy by internal vacuole formation; mitochondrial protein catabolic process
Cellular component (GO): mitochondrial outer membrane
Source: RefSeq, a predicted model, not a curated record
GAUGUUACCUCAGUCGUGCGUAGGUGAUGCUCCUGUGAAGGCUCAUUAUUCUGUUCACGUGAUUAUUGUUGCGCAUCCGCGAGAGCCGAAAAAAAAAAUUAAGGGAGAAAAUUUUUUGGUUUCCGACUAUUUCCAUUCACAUUGAGUGGUUUAACCCUCCGGAAGCGCCCGUUGAAUUCAUUCUGAAUGACUGAAUGAGGUGAAUGGAGAGAUAUUCACCAUGAGUAAACGUACAACGAGUGCAUUAAAUUCCUGCGAGAGAAUCAGACCAGAAAGAUCAAGGAAUCCUGGUAUUCAGAGGCUAGUGUGGCAGGAUACAUCAGCCAGUGGUGCAUGCAGCAGUCGGGUACAUUUUCACGUGUAUGAUGGAAUUCAUAGUGAAGACUUUGAAGUCACCAAUCCCCGAGUCGCUCUGCGAAGAUUGUUGAGACUGUACGAGGGUAGACAGUACCGUGAGGCAGCAAAUUUUCUCGGCAAAUUGCCUCGUUACACACUGGCAUCAACACUACCAAACAUACCAGUGGACCUCGUGAUAGAGACAUUGCCCCGUAGUUUGGCACUACUCGAGACACUUUAUCAACGUUUUGGGGAUAUGGAGAAUAUUAACCAGAAUGAACUGAUUCGAUUACUCAGAGUUGACCAAGUACUUUGGAAAAUUAUUCACCUCAUAUCACAGAGCCCAGAUAAUCGGGGCCUACGAAUAUGGAGUAAAUUGUUGCUAACUUUGUCGAGAGUAAGUCCUAAUGCGCGUAUUCUGGUGGUUAAUCGGAAGAAAUCACUGGACGAGGCGAUUGAGGGACUUGGUAAACAUGGACCAAUACCGUGUCCAGUGAGAAGUGAUGAAAAACGUAUUGGACAGUCUGUGGAGACUCAUUUGUUGCCAUUGACGUCCAAACUCCGAGAAGAACUCGAGUUGCGGAUCGAUGCUUACAAACUUGCACUGCACAAGAUUGAAAACUUGGGAAAGGAUGUCAUAAGACGCUCGAAAGGAGAUCCCCAUGGACUAAGAUCUGCCUCGCAUCAGCGAUUACUGUCCCUGAAGUACAGCGAGGUACAGCAGCGGCUCAUUGACAAUCAAAGCCUGUUGAAUACACUGGAGAAGACGGUUGGACGUAAUUUGGAGGAAUUAUCGGAUGAAUUGUCAAGGCGAGUUGAACAGGACAAAGAGGCACUACGCCAAUGGACCUCACUCAGGAAGACUUCUGGUGAGAAGUUUAGGGGUGGAGAGAGCUGCAAGGAACAGCCAGCUCUCGCUUCGAGGCUACUUCAAUUUUCCAAAGCUUGUGGAUUGGCUUUGCAGUUGAUGAAUGGAGUGCCAGACUCCGUUGAAUCGACAUCCAGUUGGUGCGGUGAAUUCUUCUCAGCUGUAAUUGAGGAGGAUAGAUACGAUGUGACAGCGGCUGAAUCCAGUAGCGCUGGUUAUCACACGGACGACAGUUGCAGUCCGACACCUGAACCCACUGUGGAUUACCACAGGUGUUUGGAAAAUACACCGGAUUAUGGAGAGAACGAUGCAACGAGAGUAGUCAAGCCUGGAUUACUCGUAUCAAUUGGAGAUUCACAUUCAUUUUCCACGAUGACGGUUGUGGAUUUAACUGACAAAUAUGUUUCACUGUACAGCAUUGCACAUUUACAUACACUUGACGCAUUGGAUGCUCUGGAGCCACUUAAGGACGCCACAGAUCUGAAAUUCAAAAUUCUCUUCUCCGUUCUUGUGUUGUCAUGGCGAAUAGCUGACAGUAUUCAGAACGGACGUAAAAGGGAAGCGUCAUACAUACUGUCAGGGCCAGUCAUUGACAAUUCCCACAGCUGUCAAUUGUCCAAUGACAUUGAGUUAUCCAUGAAACGACAAUUGGCAACAACUGGAUUUGUGAGCGGUACGAACGACGUUUGUUUACGUGUUAUGACACAACUGGCCAACACACUGUACGAUUAUCCUUGCAUCGGUGAAUGCAAACAAUUACGUAAUUACUGUUUAGCAAGUGCACAACUAGCUUGGGCAUGUUUAGCAAGGGAGCAAGCCCUUGUCUUGGAUACAGUUGAGCAGCGAAAGAGAUUCAUGGAUAUCGAGUACAGGCGUGAAGUACACACACGGCAUCCAGCAUCACCGUGUCCCGAGGGCAAGAGGAUUGUCGGAGUGGUAUGGCCGGGGCUCAGACAGACAAGCCUUCAGGGACCCUGCCUAUACAGGGCUGUUGUACUCACUGCCUAGAAACUUUUACCAACGAAACUUCCGUCUUCAACUCUCUGGGCUCACCCUCUGUCUCCACCAAGCCAGUCUGCACCUUCUAUGUGCUCUCAUUUUCCAUUGUUACACGGUUAAUGCUGUAGUUGAAUGCUAGAGUUUGACUAUUCUCCUUAAACUUAUGGAACUGGGGAUCAAUUUUGCGGAGAGCACGACUCGGAUCAUAAAUACUUUGUUAAUUAAAAAUCAACAUAUUAUGUUUUUUAGGUAGAGGCAUGCUUUAGUUAGAUGAGCAUUGAGAAGUCUAAUUGACGCAUGUGGGGAGAAAGUUGCGAGAUGAAUAAUGAAGAUUUGCUUGUUAAAAUUAUACGUGACUGAAUAAAAAUCAAUAC